This is a messenger RNA of Falco peregrinus (peregrine falcon), 4804 nucleotides long. It is a transcript of the gene NCAPG, whose product is annotated as non-SMC condensin I complex subunit G. NCBI's taxonomy places the organism in Eukaryota, Metazoa, Chordata, Aves, Falconiformes, Falconidae. The record is from RefSeq and is a predicted model, not a curated record. The coding region runs from base 174 to 3260 and encodes 1028 amino acids. Gene Ontology annotation, biological process: mitotic chromosome condensation. The transcript has 21 exons. Gene Ontology annotation, cellular component: cytoplasm; condensin complex; condensed chromosome.
CGGUCCGCAGCCUCGGUCCGCUUGCGGUGGGCGCUCCUUGCGCCGUUAGGAGCGGCCUUGCCGUUGCGGGGCCUGCGCGGGUAGACCAGCUCUCUGCCUUCCUGGAGCCGCGCUGCCCUAAGGGAGCCCGGGGCAAGGGAGUCGCUCCGUGACCGUCUCCUUUCUCUGCAGCCAUGGGCGCGGAAAAGAAGCUUCUGCAAAUCAACGAAGCGUUUCAGCUGGCCCAGAAGCCGUAUCAGAACCGUGAGAAACUUGUUGUGGCAUUGAAGAGCACCUACGAUCAGUCGAAAGACAAGGAAGAUUUUAAUGAAAAAUUCAUUCAUUUCCUUAAGUAUGCUAUGAUAAUCUACAGACGGGAACCAGCAGUGGAACAAGUGAUCGAUUUUGUGGCUAAAUUUGUUACUUCAUUUUAUCAAAUGGAGGAAGGGGAUGGUAGUGAGGAGGCAGAAGAAGAUAAUUUACUUAUGAAUUAUGUGUUUGACUUUCUGCUUGAGUCUCACAGUGCAAACAGCCAUGCGGUUAGGUUUCGAACGUGUCAACUUGUUAAUAAGAUUUUGGGCACUAUGCCAGAAAAUGCCCAGAUUGAUGAUGACUUAUUUGAUAAAAUUAACAAAGCUAUGCUGAUUAGACUUAAAGAUAAAUUUUCAAGUGUUAGAAUUCAAGCUGCCUUGGCCCUGUCGAGACUUCAAGAUCCUAAGGAUGAAAACUGCCCUGUUGUUAAUAUCUACAACACAUUGCUUGAAAAUGAUUCAAAUUCAGAAGUGAGGCGUGCAGUGCUGUCAUGUAUUGCUCCAUCAGCAAGGACUUUGCCAAAAAUUGUAGGCCGCACUAUGGAUGUAAAGGAAUCUGUCAGGAAGCUGGCAUACGAGGUUUUGGCAGAAAAAGUUCACAUGAGAGCUCUGUCAAUAGCACAGAGAGUAAAAUUGUUGCAACAAGGACUUAAUGACAGAUCUGAUGCUGUUAAGGAGGUAAUGAAGAAGAAGCUGCUUCAAGCCUGGUUACGAUUUACUGAUGGGGAUGUUUUAGAAUUGCUUCAUCGACUGGAUGUGGAAAACUGCGCAGAAGUGGCCAUCUCAGCACUAAAGGCUAUUUUUUCAUUAUCUCCACUUCAUGACUUUGUUCAGAACUUUAAAAACCUUGACAGCAGAAAACUGAUUCCACUGGAAGACUUAACACCUGAGAAUGUGUUAUAUUGGAGAUGUCUUUGUGAAUAUCUAAAAUCAAAAGGUGAAGAAUGUGAAGAUUUACUAGAACAGAUGUUGCCAGAAACAGCUGUAUAUGCAGAUUAUUUAUUAAGUUACCUUCAAAAUAUGCCAGUUCUUAGUGAAGAACAAAGAGAAGACUUUACUUCUUUUGAAAACCUGAUGACAAAAGAAUUUAUAGGCCAGCAACUGAUUCUUAUCAUAGGCUGCAUGGAUAUCAUGGAGGAGGGAGGAAGAAAUCAUCUGUUGGCAACUUUACAAAAAAUUCUCAUUCUACCUGCAACUUCAACAGCUCUUAUAUCCCUGCUUGUGGAAAGGUUACUCAUUAUUGUUGAGGAUGAUGACAGAAGGAUUCAAGUUAUCGCAGAAAUAGUAUCAGAAGUUCAUGAACCAAUUAUUACAGUCAGCCAGCCUGUUGAUGCUGCUGAAAUAAGAAAGCGGGAGCUUAAGUUGGCUGAAGUAAAAGUGAAACUUUUUGAAGCAAAAGCAGCUUUGGAAGAAUGCAUUAGUCUGCAAGAUUUUAAUAGAGCAUCAGUAUUAAAAGAGAAAAUAACUGAGUUGGAACACAUUAAAAAUGAUCUGAUAAAAGAAGCAGAUCAACCUGAAAUUAAAGAAAUGCAUGUGAAGAAGAAUGAUCCUGAAACACUGUUGAAGUGUCUGAUGAUGUGUUAUGAGCUUCUGAAGAUCAUGUCCCUUUCUAAAGGAAUUGAUCCAACCAUUAAUGAAAUCAUUGAAUCUCUGAUACUUCCUGGCAUAACUAAUGUCCAUCCAGCUGUGAGAAAUAUGGCAGUUCUGUGUUUGGGUUGCUGUACCCUUCAGAACAAAGAAUUUGCCCAACAACAGCUUGCAUUGCUGUUACAGGUUUUACAAGUAGACAAUAUAAAGGUAAAGCUCAGUGCUUUAAAGGUGCUCUUUGAUCAACUAAUGCUGUUUGGGAUUGAGCCAUUUAAAGCUAGAAGAGGCAAUGACUCUCAAAAUGAAGAUGCAAACAUUAGAACUGAAAAUUGUGAGGGAGAAGGUGAAACAACAGAGGAGGAGGAGAAGGCUGCUACAGUUCAGAGCCUCCUGCAACUUCUUUCUGGUUUCUUAGACAGUGAGUUUUCAGAACUUAGGACAGAAGCUGCAGAAGGCAUAGCCAAACUGAUGUUCUCUGGGAGGCUGGUUAGUGCCAAGCUUCUUUCUCGUCUUAUUUUGUUGUGGUAUAAUCCUGUGACUGAAGAGGAUACUCAGCUUAGACACUGUCUAGGAGUGUUCUUCCCUUUAUUUGCAUAUGCAAAUAGGUUUAACCAGGAAUGCUUUGAAGAAGCUUAUCUUCCAACUCUGCAAACACUGUUAAAUGCGCCUGCAACUUCACCCUUGGCUGAAAUAGAUAUCAGUAAUGUAUCUGAACUGUUCGUGGACCUGACCAGACCAAGCGGACUGAUGGCUCAGUCUAAAAAGUCUCAGGACUAUCAGGAUUUAACGGUGCAUGAUAGUUUAGCAAUGAAAAUUUGCAAUGAAAUCUUGAUGGACCCAACUGCGCCAGAUGUUCGUCUUCAUGCAAAAGCUUUAUGUUCACUAGAACUCAGUAGUUCUUUCACAGAGAAUUUUCUGGUUCUGCUCAAUGAGAUUCUAGAGAAAGUGAAAGAUAAAUGGUGUCAAAAAGCUAUUCAGAAGAUCAAGGUGAACUUGACCAAAGAUCCUAAUGUGAGCAAAGACCACUGUGAAAGGACUGAAGAGAUGGGCCUCUCUGAAAGGGCACAGGAAACUGACAUCACAUUACCUGAAAAUACUAUUCAAAGUGAAGAAGUUAAUGAAGACAAUAGUAAAUCAACUGCAAAACUGAGAUCUACCAGAAGCAGAGCUGGGAAAGGACAACGGAAAGCAGCAGCAGAAGUGAGGUCUGUGAGCAGAAGAAAAACUGGCACAACUGUAAAAUGCGGUAGUGAAAGUGGUGAUGAAAUUCCACAAGCGGUCCCAAUAUCAAGUUCAAGGCCUUCAAGACGAGCAAAAACAUUGGCACUUGAAAAAACAAGAAUGAAUCUUUCAGCAUUUCUGAGUAAGGAAGCAGAUGAAUGAAUACACAAGGAGAGAAAGUGUGAUCUUUGCUAAUGCUGGUAGUUCAAAUCAAAUCUUAUCUUCCAAGUCUGAUGUUUUGUUAGUCAUAGUUAACUUCUUACGUUAUGAUCAUUUAUAAUUCUAGAUUUUUCUAAAACUUUUUUUUAGAUAGAUGCUUUUGAUAUCUUUCCCAAUAUGAAGUCCAUCAUUUGUGUAAUAGAAACAUUAAAAUUUUACCUGAGAAAAACUUGGAUUUAUUUUUUUUUAACUUUAUUGAGAAGAAUGCUUUUUAUCUGCAAAUAAAAAUGGCUGUUUGUGGGAAGUACUUACUAGUUAAAGCUGCUUUGAUAUUUUAUGUUAUUCAGAGACUGUCUCGCCUGGAGUGGUUGCUUGUGAUGGCAGCAAUUUUGAAUGCACCUACUUUCUUCAUUUAUUAGUCUGUGCAUCUGCUGGCCACAUUUUGUUGUUCAUGUUAGGUAAAAUAGGAUUAAUCUCAAUUAUGAGUUCUGCUUCCUGCAGAUGCGUCCACUUUAUUUAAACUAAUGUCAAAAUGGUAAAACUGAGUUACUGAUUUUACAAACCUAAGCCUGGAAGUCUGCUACUGAUCUUGACUUUGCAAAAAAAAAAAAAAAAAAAAAAUCAUUAAUGUACUUUGUACUUUUAGAAAAGCAUAAAAAUAUUUGCGGUACAAAAUAAGAUCCAAUAAGGAAAGGAAUGCUUAAGAACAGGAGGGCCAAAAACCCGAAAUACUUUAUAGAGACAGUACACAGACCUUAUGAAGUGGCAUACAACUGCGAUUUCUUUCUAGCUUUGAAGUUCACAAGCCUUUUUUGAAUAUUAUCUAGGAAUAGUCACGCGUUUUACAGAGACGAUAGAAGAUUAAACUGCACGUAGUAGUAGUCACUGGUGGCUGACAGAUUAACUCUGGAAAUGCUAGUUUUUUGGUUUGGAAACUGUCAAUCAUGCCUGUCUGUUACAAUAUAGGUAAUUUCCAAGGUAGUCAGAGAAAACUCAAGUGAUUGCUUGACAUGCAUCUCAAGUACUGAUGCCAAAUGUAGCUUUUUAAGGAACUUGCACUAAAAAUAGGUAAACAUACUGUAAAUGAUGCUUGGUAAUGCUCAGAAGUGGCUUAUGCAACAAGCGAAAAGUAGUGUUCUCAAAGUGUAAAGCCCGAACUAUUAUGCUAUUUUCAAGCUUGCAUAUGGAAAACAGACAGGAUUGUGUUGCUUUUCUUUCCUUUCAGUUUUUGUUGGAAAUGUGUCAGACUACAAAAUGCCAUGACACGCUUUGCUGCUGAUAUUUGCUAUUCAGAAGCUUAUGUAACUGUAAAUUAUUUUUAUUUGUAAUUCUAAGCAGAAUUUGGGAGUCCAGAGCUCCCUCUCUUGAUAAUUGUUUUCUUCAAAUCCCCAACUCGUGUUCUAGUGCGAGUUUGCAUACAUGCAGCCACUUGAGGUUAGAGAUGGUGCCUGUUCCCUUGAAUGCCACCUGAACAUAGUUCAAAAAGGUGAAGCAUGUAUUUCAGUCUUCCUCAGCUGACUGUCAAUUAAAGCUUCACUUGUGCUUUA